AUGUCGUUGCGACAGAGAUUCAGAUCCCUGGCGGAUAAGCUGGCCGUCGAGGCCGAGCCCGGCCUCUCGACCACGCAGCUGAUGCUCGUCAACUAUGACCUGAAACCCGUUGAGAAAGAGCGUCGGCAGUGGGGGCCUUGGAAUUUCGUCGCCUUUUGGAUUGCAGACUCCUUCAACAUCAACACGUGGAUGAUAUCUUCCUCCAUGAUCAUCGCCGGUCUGUCAUGGUGGCAGGCGUGGAUAUGUGUCUGGCUAGGCUACUCUAUAUCCGCCUGCUUCAUUGUCAUGACGGGGCGAAUUGGAGCCACGUACCACAUUGGUUUUCCAGUCAUUGGCCGUGCAUCUUUUGGAAUCUGGGGGAGUCUAUGGCCGGUUUUCAAUCGCGCCGCCAUGGCAUGUAUUUGGUAUGGUGUUCAGUCUUAUAUUGGCGGUACCUGCGUCUACCUCAUGAUUCGCUCGAUUUGGAAAUCCUGGGACAGCUCCAAGAUGCCAGGAAACUUCGGCACCAGCGCCACCAAUACGCCGGAAUAUGUUUCUUUCGUCAUAUUCUGGCUGUGCUCCUUGCCAGCUUUAUGGUUCCCUGUGCACAAGGUUCGCCAUCUAUUCACCAUCAAAGCCUAUUUUGUGCCUGUCGCAGGUAUCUCGUUCCUCAUUUGGGCCUGUGUCCGGGCUGGCGGUGUCGGUCCCAUCAUCAGACAGCCCAGCACUCUUCAUGGGAGCAAGCUUGGAUGGCAGUUUGUUAAUGGCGUCAUGUCUUCCAUUGCCAACUUUGCCACUCUUGUCGUAAACGACAGCGAUUUCACUCGAUUUGCGCGUAAACCCAAGGAUGCUCUCUGGUCCCAACUCUUUACGAUUCCUCUGGGCUUUGCCAUUACCUCCUUUAUCGGCAUUAUCGUUUCCUCGUCAUCCACCAUCAUCUAUAACGAACCAAUCUGGAGCCCCCUGGAUCUCCUCGGAAAAUUCAUUGAUGAUGGUAGCUCUGGACAGAGAUUCGGCGUCUUUAUCAUCGCCUUGGCAUUUGCUCUGGCUCAGCUGGGUACUAACAUUGCCGCCAAUUCCGUCUCUGCCGGAACCGACAUGACUGCGCUGCUCCCGCGCUACAUCAACAUCCGCCGAGGAUCAUACAUUUGCGCCAUCAUUGGUUUGGCAAUGUGCCCGUACAAUCUGCUGAGCAGCUCCAACCAGUUCACGACCUACCUGUCUGCGUACAGCGUCUUCCUUAGCUCCAUUGCUGGCGUUAUAGUCUCGGAUUAUUACCUCGUGCGGAGAGGGUACUUGGAUACCAAGGAGUUAUACGAUGGCCGUAGAACUGGUCCUUACUUUUAUACCUGGGGAAUCCACUGGCGUGCUUAUGCUGCCUACAUUUCUGGAAUCUUGAUCAAUGUGGUUGGCUUCGCCGGAGCAGUGGGCACAAAAGUGCCCAUUGGCGCUACAUACAUUUACAACCUCAAUUUCUUUUGCGGAUUUCUGGUUUCGCUUGGUGUCUAUUGGCUGCUUUGCAAGGUGUCGCCUAUUCCUGCUACUAGCGACCGAUGGAUGGAGGUUGGUGACCAUCUCGACGAUGCUCAGCCCGAGUACGACACGGGCAGCCAGCAAAGUUAUGAUGAAGAGAGAGAUACGGCGGUCAAGGGGCAUGACAAGAAAGACGCCGUGCGAGUAAUGGAUUUUUAG
This is a messenger RNA of Trichoderma atroviride IMI 206040, 1671 nucleotides long. RefSeq lists its product as uncharacterized. Gene Ontology annotation, cellular component: plasma membrane. Gene Ontology annotation, molecular function: nucleobase transmembrane transporter activity. Gene Ontology annotation, biological process: nucleobase transport; transmembrane transport. NCBI's taxonomy places the organism in Eukaryota, Fungi, Ascomycota, Sordariomycetes, Hypocreales, Hypocreaceae. The record is from RefSeq and is a predicted model, not a curated record.